Messenger RNA from Saccostrea cuccullata (small rock oyster), 946 nucleotides. RefSeq lists its product as uncharacterized. Lineage: Eukaryota; Metazoa; Mollusca; Bivalvia; Ostreida; Ostreidae. The record is from RefSeq and is a predicted model, not a curated record. The transcript has 3 exons. The coding region runs from base 17 to 883 and encodes 288 amino acids.
UGACAUCUGAUGCACAAUGAACGAGAGAACCAGAAAAACGGGGAUCGUGGUUGAAAAGUUUAACGAAGCCUUCUACGAAUCCACCAUUUUUCUCCGUAUCAGCUUCUUUUCCGCGAGUAUCACCCUCAUCAUAUUUGUUACAGGAUUUUUUGCCCCGUCUUGGAAAUAUUUAGAGUUUACUCUACAGUUCAACAACUUAGACACAAACGAUCCCUCCAUCUUGGAUCCUGGCGAUCCUUCAUUGUUUGAAGAUUCCAGUUUACGUCUUAAAGACGUAGCCUCUGAAUUUAAUUCAUCAGUGUUGUACGAAAACUGGAAUGAGGAAUAUAACUUAACUUCUUAUUUCGAAGAUCUUGCAGAGUAUUCUUUGAACACAAUGAACUUUUCCAAUACCUCCAGUGAAUUAUUUUACUCUUCGUUUGAUACUUUAGAACUUUUCACUGCACACAUUGUCAUUGGACUAUGGGAAACGAGGGUCUGUACCAAAUUUCUCGCAGAAGAAAAUUGCAUCCCACCAUUCAAAACUCAAGGACACAACUGGAUCCGCCGGUCACGGGGGUUUUGUAUCAUGGCCCUGGGGAUGGCACUUCUGACGGUGGUCCUCAUUCUUCUGUGUCUGUUCCUCUCGAUCGCUGCUGACAUGCUGCUCACCCAUGUCAUGACUCUCCUCACCAGCAUUCUCUCAGUGGGCAGCAUAGCGGUGGGUAUCCUCAUCUUUACCACCAAUCACACAAAGCUGGAUGAGCACACGAUGUUCAAUAACAUGGGCAUGUUUCAGAUGUUAGUUUCUAAAGUAUCCUGGGCAUGUUGGCUUAGUGCCAGCGCUAUCCCAUCGGCAGCCAUGACAGUUAUCUUCUUGGGACUUAAUUUAGUGUUUUUCUAACUUAAAUGCUACUUUGUACUUUAUGUUGCUCAGUUACUUUUGAUGUUUACAAUGAGUACAUGA